UUUAAAAUAUUAUCAUAACGGCGUGGCAACCUACAAACACUCGUGACAAGAACUCGUUCAUCUUUGACAUAGUAGGCAUAUCGUCUUUGCAGAGGAACAGGUUGUGAAAAUGGAGUCUUUGUCUGCAGCAAACACCCAAUUCUCUCUCAAUGUCUUUAAGAAGAUCAGUGAGAUAAACACUAGUGGAAAUGUCUUCUACUCUCCUCUCAGCAUCUCCUUGGCUCUGGCCAUGGUGUCUCUUGGUGCUAAAGGAAACACAAAAGAUCAGAUCUUACAGGUUCUGUGUCUUAACAAAUGUGGACCAGCAGUUCCUCACCAGAGCAAGAAAGCUAAGACAGCUGAUCAGGACGACCAAAUUCAUUCCAGCUACAACAAACUCAUGAGCGAGUUGAACAAACCAGGAGUCCCAUAUAUGUUGAGUCUUGCCAAUCGUCUGUAUGGCGAGAAAUCCUAUCAGUUUAUUGAUAAAUUCAUUAGUGAGACACAGAAAUACUACCAGGCUGGACUGGAGUCUGUGGACUUCAUAAAAAACUCAGAAGCUGCACGCGUCAACAUCAACAACUGGGUGGAGGAAAACACACAAGGGAAGAUCAAAGACUUGCUGGCACAGGGGAUCGUCAAUGAUAUGACUCGUUUGGUUUUGGUGAACGCCAUCUACUUCAAGGGAAACUGGGAGAAAAAAUUCAAAACGGAAGCCACUGUUGAACAACAGUUUAAAGUGAACAAGAAUGAAACUAAACCAGUGAAGAUGAUGAGUCAGGAGUCAGAGUUUCCUCUGAUCUUCGUCCCAGAGGUGAACAGUAGGAUCGUGGAGCUGCCGUAUGUUGGGAAGAAUCUGAGUAUGUUGAUCAUCCUUCCAGAUGAGAUUGAAGACGACACCACUGGACUUCAGAAGCUGGAGGAAACACUGACCUAUGAGAAGCUCAUGGAGUGGACCAAACCUGACAACGUGGAUCUACUAGACGUUCAGAUAUCUCUGCCUCAAUUCAAGCUAGAAGAAACUUAUGACAUGAAGAAUCUGCUGGUGAAACUGGGAAUGGUGGAUGCUUUUGAGAGGGGAAAGGCAAAUUUUUCAGGCAUGUCCCACAAAAAUGAUCUGGUGGUGUCUGAGGUGAUUCAUAAAUCCUUUGUUGAAGUCAAUGAAGAAGGAACAGAAGCAGCAGCGGCUACUGCUGUUGGCAUGGUGCUACUAAGCUACACGCCUCCACAGAUCUUCAAUGCUGAUCAUCCCUUCCUGUUCCUCAUCCGACACAAUCCCACCAACACCAUUCUGUUUUAUGGACGCUUCUGCUCUCAACUUCAUAAAAAACACCUGCAAGGCCUGAAAGAGAUCAAACCUCAGCCAAUUUUCUAUCAGCAGACAGCCCCUUCAGCCAUGCUGUGCACCUCAGACCCGGAGUGGUGGAAAUCCAUCUCCACCCAGACGCUCUCAGGUAGAGCGCCCUUUCCACCCCAGCGACAGCUUCCUCUCAUGGACUACGCCCUGGCAGUGGAGCGUAGUAGGGGGUCUUACACAGAGUUUCUGGCCAGUGCCUAUUUGGUGGCUGGUCUUAAUGACCCUCCUCCCCUCCACGAACGACGGAGUCUGCUACAGUUGCCCUACUGGGACCUGGUAGACCACCUCACCCAACAAGAGCGGCAACAGGACCAGAGUUGUACGCCACCUCCCAGGUCUUCGUCCAGCCCACUUCCUCCCAUUCCUGAGGGUUUAAUUAUUAGAGUGGCAACGCAGGGGAACCCGGCUCUCUCUGCCCCGAUCCUCGGCAGCUCAGUACAGCCAGUCAGUCUCAGGGGAAAGCGUGAGCGGAGGAUCUCCUGGGAGUCGCCCUCCGAGGGGUCCUCUACUGAGCCUGUCAUGGCCACCACACCGCCUCCUCCUUCAAUUACACUCUCUGCGCCGCGCCCUAAGAAGAAGAAAAGGAAGAAGGGGUCCUCGGCUCUUCAGCCAGCUGCAGCCUCCCCGGCCUCUGAUUCUCAGCUGGCGCAACCGCAACCUCAGCCUGUGCAGCCUCAGCUGGAGUCUGUCCAGCCACAGUCAGCCACAGUACCCCCUGUCAUGGUCCCUGUCUCGUCUCUGCUGUCGGUCACAGCGCCCUCUGUCAUGGUCCCUGUCUCGUCUCCGCUGUCGGCCACAGCGCGCCCUGUCAUGGUCUCUAUCUAUUCUCCGCUGCCGGUCGCAGCACCCCCUGUCACAGUCCCUGUCUUGCCCCCGAUCCUCCCUAUCCAUGCCAUCUAUAAAUUCUCUGCCAUCCGCGAGAAGCACUGGACCACCUUCUGUUUCCGACUCCUCCUCGUCAGUCCCUUUUCUUGUUUCCCCUCAGCCAGGCCACCCUAUGUUGCCCCCUCCAAGCCUCUGUGGUCUGCACGGACCCAGCCUUCUGCUACACCACGAAGGCCAAGAACUCAAACCCCACCCGUUUACACUCAACCUGGACCACCCAAGAUAAACACUGUUGUGAAAAUGGAGUCUUUGUCAGCAUCAACCACCCAAUUCUCUCUCAAUAUGUUUAAGAAGAUGAGUGAGGAAAACACUAGUGGAAAUAUCUUCUACUCUCCUCUCAGUAUCUCUUCGGCUCUGGGCAUGGUGUCACUUGGUGCUAAAGGAAACACACAUGAUGAGAUCUUACAGGCUCUGUGUCUUAACAAACUUGUGAAAUCUGAUGUUGCAACUUCUGGACCAGCGCUUCAGCAGCAGACCCAGAAACCUCAGAUGCCCGUCUGUACCAAGGGUCAAUCUGAACCACAAAUGAUGCAGCAGACUCAGAAAUUUCAGAUACCUUCUUUCCUCAAGAAAUCCCAGCCAACACCUGAAGAACAAAUUCAUUUCAGCUACAGCAAACUCAUGAACGAGUUGAACAGACCAGGAGCCCCAUAUAUGUUGAGUCUUGCCAAUCGUCUGUAUGGAGAGAAAUCCUAUGAGUUUAUUGGUAAAUUCAUUAGUGAGACACAGAAAUACUACCAGGCUGGACUGGAGUCUGUGGACUUCAUAAAAAACUCAGAAGCUGCACGCGUUAACAUCAACAACUGGGUGGAGAAAAAGACACAAGGGAAGAUCAAAGACUUGCUGGCACAGGGGAUCGUCAAUGAUUUGACUCGUUUGGUUUUGGUGAACGCCAUCUACUUCAAGGGAAACUGGGAGAAAAAAUUCCCAAAGGAAGCCACAGUUGAACAACAGUUUAAAGUGAACAAGAAUGAAACUAAACCAGUGAAGAUGAUGAAUCAGAAGUUCAAGUUUCCUCUGACCUUCAUCCCAGAGGUGAACAGUCAGAUCCUGGAGCUGCCGUAUGUUGGGAAGAAUCUAAGUAUGUUGAUCAUCCUUCCAAAUGAGAUUCAAGACGACACCACUGGACUUCAACAGCUGGAGAAAACACUGACCUAUGAGAAGCUCAUGGAGUGGACCAAACCUGAAAGCAUGAGGAUACAAGACGUUCAGAUAUCUCUGCCUAAGUUUAAGCUGGAAGAAACUUACGACAUGAAGCAUCUACUGGUGAAACUGGGAAUGGUGGAUGCUUUUGAGAUGGGGAAGGCAAAUUUUUCAGGAAUGUCCCACAAUAAUGAUCUGGUGGUGUCUGAGGUGAUUCAUAAAUCCUUUGUUGAAGUCAAUGAAGAAGGAACAGAAGCAGCAGCGGCAACUGGCGUUGUCAUGAUGACCAGGAUGUCACAGAUUCCUCAGAUGUUCAAUGCUGAUCAUCCCUUCCUGUUCUGUAUUCGACACAAUGCCACCAAAACCAUUCUGUUUAAUGGACGCUUCUCCUCUCCAUGA
Molecule: messenger RNA, 3763 nt
Organism: Paramisgurnus dabryanus
Lineage: Eukaryota; Metazoa; Chordata; Actinopteri; Cypriniformes; Cobitidae
Product: leukocyte elastase inhibitor-like
Biological process (GO): negative regulation of endopeptidase activity
Molecular function (GO): serine-type endopeptidase inhibitor activity
Source: RefSeq, a predicted model, not a curated record